Messenger RNA from Aspergillus calidoustus, 984 nucleotides. The record is from the annotation of a GenBank genome assembly. NCBI's taxonomy places the organism in Eukaryota, Fungi, Ascomycota, Eurotiomycetes, Eurotiales, Aspergillaceae.
AUGACUGACGCCAAAGCCAAUGUGUUGCUUCUGGGCUGCGGCGCCAUUGGCACCAUGGCCGCCGUCACCCUCGAAAGAUCCGGACGCGCAACCGUGACAGCUGUGUUGAGGUCAAACUUUGCGGCAGUGAAGACGGAGGGCUUUACGAUCGAUAGUGUCGAUCACGGAAAGCUCUCUGGUUGGCGUCCAUCACAUAUUGCACGCUCCAUCAAGGACGCCAUGAGCCAUGGGCCUUUUCAGUUUGUCGUGGUGGCAAUGAAAAGUCUGCCCGAUAUCUAUUCAAUCCCGACACUCAUCGCUCCGGUCGUUAUGGCCUUUGACUCGACAAUCGUCUUGAUCCAAAACGGUAUUGGCAACGAACGGCCCUUUGUCGAUGCCUUUGGCAAGUCGACCAUCCUCUCCGGCGUAAGCAUGAUUGGUGCCCGUCAACUAGAGAGCGGCACAAUCCAACACGACAAACCCGACCUCCUAUACCUCGCUCCAUUCUACAACCGGGCCAUUGGGCAAGAGCAGCAGGACCAGCUCGCGGGUCUCUUUGCUUCCUUAUACCAAGGCGGUGGCGCCGCCUGCGUUGUUGUCCCAGAUAUCGCGUGGAUGCGCUGGAAGAAGCUAGUAUGGAAUGCGUCUUUCAACAGCGUCUGUGCGAUAACAGGCCUGGAUUCGGCGUCGGUCAUAGACGCCGGUGGUGUAGAGACAAUGAUCCGUCCAGUGAUGGAUGAGGUGGUCAGGAUUGCUCAUGCGAGCGGAUACACCCUCCCGGACAACAUCCAGGAAACGUCGAUUGCUUCGAUGCCCCGGGAAAUCGCCUUUCGUCCAAGCAUGCUGGUUGACGCGGACCGUGGAAGACCUAUGGAGAUCGAGGCUAUUGUUGGCAACCCCCUGCGCUUGGCGGAGGACUUGGGCUGCGAAACUCCUUUCUUGCGCGCGAUAUACGGCUGCUUGAAACUUAUCCAGUGUAAGGUGACGGGAAUUCGCGGGUCUUAG